GUCGAAAUCGAGCUUGGAUUUCCAAUUGACUGCGGAGUUCCUGCUGUUCAGCGAGAAUACAAAGGGAAAUCUGUGAGAAUGAAGACGCGCGCAGCACCCCACAGCUGGCCCUGGCAUGUGGGAUUAUGGUCAGAGCGGAUUGGUUACUACCCCUACUGUGGAGGAACUCUAAUCAGUCCCUCCCUCAUUCUGACUGCAGCGCAUUGCAUCGCCACAGUCUUCGAGGCCUCUGUUGGAAAUUUUAUUGACAUGGAAGCUGCGUCGGGUGGUCAACUUCAUGUGCUUGUUGGUGCUCAUGACUACACAAAGGCUGAUGCGUCGCAGCAGUUACGUCUCGUGCGGUAUGCGCUUCUUUACCCCAAACAAAACUACAGUAUCAUCGGAGAGGGUUAUGAUAUCGCCGUAUUAAAGCUCCACGAGCCUAUUACUACAGACUCGAACGUGCGGCCAAUUUGCUUUUCGACUGAGCAGGUUGCGCUGCAACCGGGAUCCAUUUGUUACUAUGCCGGCUGGGGAGGUGUGUAUACAAACCAGCCUACUGGAAUUCUGGAAUUUCCGAAUGCGCUCAGAGAGGCUGAAGUCCAGCUGGAUUCCGAUGAUCACUGUAAAGAUGUCUACGGCGCUAAAUUUGCAAAGAGUAAUUCAUGCAUAAGAACGGAAGGCAAUAUACCAGGCGAAGGAGACAGUGGUGGCGGUCUAUUCUGCCUUUCGGAAGAUGACGGCCGAUGGUUCUGGUAUGGAUUAAUAGAGGGCGCUGCAAGAAAUCCCAGGGAAGAAUGUGCAGUUAUCAGCAAAUUCGAAGCCGUUCACACAUGGAUCCAAGCAACUGCGUUAUACCUGGGCCUGUGA
This is a messenger RNA of Dibothriocephalus latus, 849 nucleotides long. NCBI's taxonomy places the organism in Eukaryota, Metazoa, Platyhelminthes, Cestoda, Diphyllobothriidea, Diphyllobothriidae. The record is from the annotation of a GenBank genome assembly.